Molecule: messenger RNA, 987 nt
Organism: Folsomia candida
Lineage: Eukaryota; Metazoa; Arthropoda; Collembola; Entomobryomorpha; Isotomidae
Gene: ppl
Product: glycine cleavage system H protein
Exons: 6
Coding region: 347-841 (164 amino acids)
Biological process (GO): glycine decarboxylation via glycine cleavage system; protein lipoylation
Cellular component (GO): mitochondrion; cytoplasm; glycine cleavage complex
Source: RefSeq, a predicted model, not a curated record
CAACUAAAUCUUGCCAAAAACCAGCGGAAAUAUUGCUCAACCAAAAGUGAGGUUUUACAAACCGGCACAUGUGGAAAAUUACUGUUUGGGUUCCAGAAGAAUUAUUGUACAUUGAAUUAGGAACAACAUAGAGCAAGGGAAUGAAGUCAUCAUCUCCAUUACUUUAUAACUCUGUCACACGACGACGAUAGGACCGAAGAAGAAGACUGACAAAAUCUGGUUUCUUUUCCAUCUCAGACAGUGGAAAGUGGAGGAGUGCUGGAUCACUCGACAUUAUAUCCACCAAAAAAAAACGAUCUACGAGUCACAUUCUCAUAAUUUUAUCCACUUUGCCAUCGAAAUCAAAAUGGUACUCAUAAACAGAGUUUUCUCCACCCUGCUGAAAUGUCAACAAUUUAGACAGGGUGUGGUUUCCAGCUUGAACAUUGCUCGUCUGUCGACCACUUCAACAUGCUUCAGUGCUGCGAAAAAGUUCACAGACAAACACGAGUGGGUGGUCAUUGACGGCAAGGUGGGGACCGUCGGAAUCUCGCAUUACGCUCAAGACUCCCUCGGCGACAUUGUUUACGCUCAACUUCCGGACGUUGGAACAGACUUUUCGAUUAUGGAUGAAUGCGGGGCUUUAGAAAGUGUAAAGGCUGCAAGCGAGCUGUACUGUCCACUAUCAGGAAAAGUGACCGAAAAAAAUACCGCGGUGGAGAAUACACCAGCACUUAUCAAUCAGUCUUGCUACGAAAAAGGUUGGCUGUUCAAGUUAGAACUCACAAAACCAGAGGAGUUGAACGGACUAAUGGAUGAGCCAGCGUAUGAAAAGUUCUUGAAGGCGCAACACGAGGAGUGAUAGAUUUUAAGAAAAUGUUGAACCGUAAAUAAAUGAUGUGCAGUUUCAUGUAAUAAUGGAAUCAACUGUGACUUGUCAUGUCAUAUCUCUCGCCUCUAUUAAUAGAACGUGACUGUCAUUAAUAAAUAUGUCUUUAAUAAUCUAAA